AUGGCAACCAACCAACAUACGGCAUUAAGUCCGAGGAACAAGGAUUUCAUCGUGUCGGAAACAAUGUCGAAAGUGCUAGAACUUUUCCAUGCCAUGGACAUGCCACCUUUGCCGGUGUGUCAGAGCCUGGUCGAGGCUUACUUCGAGUUUUGUUGGACCUGGAUGCCAGUCGUCGAUCUAAGUCUACGCGAUACCGCGGCAACAUCCUUGUGGACCGAUCCCGCCCUCAGCAAGCCCGAAUCACCACUGCUCAUGAAUGCCCUGCUUCUUGCUGGAUCAAGGAUGCGCCGAGGAACCAAGUAUGCGUCGAGUCAGGAAUAUUAUACACGCGCGAAGAUUUUGGUGGACAUGGAAAUCGAAAGAAACCCGCAACACCUGCUGGGAGCCCUCUGCAUGAUGCAAUGGUGGAACGCCUACAAUCCUCAAGACGUCUCCACAACAUCGUCUCGUUUCUGGAUCACGUACGCAAUUGGAUUUGCUCAGCAGAUGGGACUUCACAUGGGCAGGACGCUGCCAAGCCAAAACAAAAGCCUGUGGAAACGGCUAUGGUGGACUCUCUACGCAAGAGAUUGUUUGAUAGCAGCAGCGCAUGGACGGCCUCGAAUCAUCAACCAGGAAGAUUGCUCAAUCGACGCUAUCACUGUGCAUGACUUCCCACCCGGACACGAGUUUCGAGGUUUGAUAUUCGUCCACUUUGUAAAGAUAUCUGAAAUCCUCUGCGAUCUAUGCCGCGCCCUCACUCGUACUCCUAUACUAUCGAGUUCAUCCAAGGAUACCAUUGCCGCACGGCUGUUGGAAUGGACUGAAAGACUGCCGGACGAGCUGAGGCUCUACAAUUCUGAUGGCUCGAGUCGACCACAUCAGUUCGAGGAGGCCCAGCUGCACGUUUACUUCCUCACAGCUCUUUGCAUUUUGUAUCGACCCCGGUCAAUAUCCACCCUCGGGCCAGAGAACACAGCCGCGGUGCUGGCAUCGUCACUCAGCCACCGUCUCUUGGAAGGCUUCCAAUUGCGAGAUCUCACCCGCUACCUCGCGCCCAUCUUCACCUGGUGCACAUUCGUCGCUGCAAUCCCCCAGCUUUCGUGCUCGGUGGUGCCGUCACUGUGGAAAGACUCUUGCGAGGCGGUCGGUGACCUGCACGGUAUACUGGUCUCCCUCUCGUCGAACUGGCCUUCGGCCACCUUCAACAGUGAAGAACUCGAACGUCUCCAGAAGAUUGCGGACGAUGCAGCCGCAAACCAUCGCCGAUCGCAAAACUCGCAGCGUCAGGUCCAGGUCCUGCAAUCUGAUUCCGGCUCCGAGCACGGCCUGGAGUCACUGUUUGUCGGUUAUGGUCAGCACACUCUGCAGCGCUACCAACAGAUACAUUCUAUCCUGGCCAUUUCUAUGGACCCGAGUCAGGUGGUGGCCACCAAUGGAGGUCCCCCUGCUUCCCAUGUGCAGCUUCCGGCGGACACGACUCUUCGAAAUUCAGGAAUGGGGAGAAAUAUUAACUGUCAACCCUCUUCUGACCGGCUCGCUUCACUCACCUCCCAGAUGGUGUCCGCGACGAGCGAUCAGACGUACCCCAGUUCAGCCACCUUGCCAAGUCUAUCCGAAGCCCCUAUUUCCUUUGAAGAAAUGGACUCCAAUUGGUGUGACAAUUGGUGUGACCUGGACUGGACGGAUAUACUGGCUGGCACAGGAGCGCAUGAUUUAGCUGUGGUGUAA
Molecule: messenger RNA, 1710 nt
Organism: Thyridium curvatum
Lineage: Eukaryota; Fungi; Ascomycota; Sordariomycetes; Thyridiales; Thyridiaceae
Exons: 3
Coding region: 1-1710 (569 amino acids)
Biological process (GO): DNA-templated transcription
Molecular function (GO): zinc ion binding; DNA binding
Source: RefSeq, a predicted model, not a curated record